Molecule: messenger RNA, 4269 nt
Organism: Heteronotia binoei (common prickly gecko)
Lineage: Eukaryota; Metazoa; Chordata; Lepidosauria; Squamata; Gekkonidae
Gene: ATP6V0A1
Product: ATPase H+ transporting V0 subunit a1
Exons: 22
Coding region: 46-2655 (869 amino acids)
Biological process (GO): vacuolar acidification; proton transmembrane transport
Cellular component (GO): vacuolar proton-transporting V-type ATPase complex; plasma membrane; vacuolar proton-transporting V-type ATPase, V0 domain
Molecular function (GO): ATPase binding; proton-transporting ATPase activity, rotational mechanism
Source: RefSeq, a predicted model, not a curated record
GUUUAAGAAGAUUUUGACCCUGGUUUGAGCAGCCCUUCUUUCAUCAUGGGGGAGCUCUUCCGGAGCGAAGAAAUGACCCUCGCGCAGCUUUUCCUUCAGUCCGAAGCGGCAUACUGCUGCGUCAGCGAGCUGGGAGAACUUGGAAAAGUCCAGUUUCGGGAUCUAAAUCCUGAUGUGAACGUCUUCCAGCGUAAAUUUGUUAAUGAAGUCCGAAGGUGUGAAGAAAUGGACAGGAAACUCAGGUUUGUUGAAAAGGAGAUCAAAAAAGCCAACCUCCCCAUUGCAGACACUGGUGAGAAUCCGGAGGUGCCAUUUCCCCGAGACAUGAUUGACCUGGAGGCAAACUUUGAGAAAAUUGAAAAUGAACUCAAAGAAAUAAACACCAACCAGGAAGCCCUGAAAAGGAACUUCCUGGAGCUGACUGAGCUAAAAUUCAUCCUGCGCAAAACUCAACAGUUUUUUGAUGAGGCUGAAUUGCAUCAUCAGCAGAUGGCGGAUCCUGAUCUGUUGGAGGAGUCCUCGUCGCUGCUGGAGCCGAGCGAGGUGGGCAGAGGAGCGCCCCUGCGGCUGGGGUUUGUGGCCGGAGUGAUCAACCGUGAGCGGAUCCCGACGUUUGAGCGGAUGCUGUGGAGGGUGUGUCGUGGGAACGUCUUCUUGCGUCAGGCUGAGAUUGAAAAUCCGCUGGAGGACCCUGUGACGGGCGACUACGUGCACAAGUCAGUGUUCAUUAUUUUCUUCCAAGGUGACCAGCUGAAAAACAGAGUAAAGAAGAUCUGUGAAGGAUUCCGUGCUUCUCUGUACCCCUGCCCAGAAACGCCACAGGAAAGGAAGGAAAUGGCUGCCGGGGUCAACACUAGGAUUGAUGACCUCCAAAUGGUGCUGAAUCAAACCGAGGAUCAUCGGCAAAGGGUCCUGCAAGCGGCUGCGAAGAACAUCCGUGUCUGGUUCAUAAAGGUGCGCAAGAUGAAGGCCAUCUACCACACCUUGAACCUCUGCAACAUCGACGUGACCCAGAAAUGCCUCAUUGCCGAAGUCUGGUGUCCUGUCUCCGACCUCGACUCUAUCCAGUUUGCCCUCAGACGUGGUACAGAACACAGCGGCUCCACCGUCCCCUCCAUCUUGAACCGGAUGCAGACCAAUCAGACUCCUCCUACGUAUAACAAGACCAACAAGUUCACCGCUGGGUUCCAAAACAUUGUGGAUGCCUACGGCAUCAGCACUUACCGUGAGAUCAAUCCAGCUCCGUACACAAUCAUCACCUUCCCGUUCCUUUUUGCCGUGAUGUUUGGGGACCUUGGCCACGGGCUUCUCAUGACUCUCUUCGCUGUGUGGAUGGUGGUCCGGGAGAGCCGCAUCCUGUCCCAGAAGAAUGAAAAUGAGAUGUUCAGCAUGAUUUUCAGUGGCCGCUACAUCGUUCUUCUGAUGGGCGCCUUUUCCAUUUAUACCGGUAUGAUCUACAACGACUGCUUCUCGAAAUCGCUCAAUAUGUUCGGCUCGUCCUGGAGCGUCCGUCCGAUGUUCAGAGAGGGGAACUGGACAGACCAGCUUCUCCUGGAAGCACCAGUGCUUCAGCUGAAUCCUGCCAUUAAGGGAGUUUUCGGGGGACCAUAUCCCUUUGGCAUCGACCCAAUCUGGAACAUCGCCACCAACAAACUGACCUUCCUCAACUCCUUCAAGAUGAAGAUGUCUGUCAUUCUAGGCAUCAUCCACAUGCUCUUUGGCGUCUCGCUCAGUCUGCUGAACCACAUCUAUUUUAACAAGCCUCUGAACAUCUUCCUUGGGUUUAUCCCCGAAAUGAUCUUUAUGUGCUCGCUCUUUGGCUAUUUGGUCAUCCUUAUCUUCUACAAGUGGCUGGCUUUCGAUGCAAACACCUCCAAGGAAGCACCGAGUCUCCUCAUCCACUUCAUCAACAUGUUCCUCUUCUCCUACGACCCCAACGGCACAGCGCUAUAUCGCGGUCAAAAAGGUCUCCAGUGCUUCCUGGUCGUGGUGGCCAUGCUGUGUGUGCCGUGGAUGCUGGUUGCCAAACCCCUGGUCCUCCGCCAUCAGUACCUGUGGAGAAAACACCUGGAAGGGCAGCCCGAGGAACCCCCUGUCAGCCCAGCCCAGAGCCCGCAGGCACUAGAAGCAGCAGCGGCUGCAACAGGGACUAUGAAUUUUGGUGGGAUCCGUGUAGGCAAUGGGCCGACCGAAGAGGAUGCUGAGAUUAUCCAGCACGACCAGCUCUCCACCCAUUCGGAGGAGGCGGAGGAGCCUGCCGUGGAAGAGGUGUUUGACUUCGCAGACACGGUCGUCCACCAGGCCAUCCACACCAUCGAAUACUGCCUGGGAUGCAUCUCCAACACAGCCUCGUACCUGCGCCUCUGGGCACUCAGCCUGGCUCAUGCACGUAAGUCGGUUGCUCUGUGGACCAUGGUGAUCCACAUCGGGCUCCACAUCAGCAACCUGGGUGGAGGGUUAGCCUUGUUCUUCUUCUUCGCCGUCUUUGCCACCCUGACGGUGGCCAUCUUGCUGAUCAUGGAGGGCCUCUCUGCUUUCCUGCACGCCCUCCGGUUGCACUGGGUGGAAUUCCAGAACAAGUUCUACACCGGCACCGGGUUCAAGUUCCUCCCUUUCUCCUUCGACAGCAUCCGUGAUGGGAAGUUUGAUGACUAGACUUCAGACGCUCGGUUCGGAGCGUGGCAGUAAAACCCGGAUUUCCUCCUGCAUGCGUUCGUGUGCCUGAGUUAAAUGCUCUGAAAUUGUGUAGUUCUCCUGUUGUGAAAAUGACCUGUUUUCCCCCCCUGAAAGCUGUGCAGAAGACCUAUAAGGAGACCCCGGAACUUAGAAGCAGUUGUGGAAAUUCUGCAUUCAAGUCUCCUCAGCAGGGCCUGGGCAGAGGGCAGUGUUGGCUGCUUCCGGAUGGAUGUCCAGAAAAGGGAAGAAUAUCCUCAAUCACCCCAGGACUUCUACCGUGGUGCAGCCAUCCCAUUUCCUGCACGUGGGCUAGCAGAAAGCAGUCAGCUGGGUUCCAAAAUUCUAGUCCUUUGUGUGCCACCACGCUGGGAGGAGGGACACUUUUAACACUGCAUAAAACUUCUGUUGGCAAUACAAGGAAGUCUGUUUUCCCCACAUGCUUGUUUUGCUGCUUCUCAUCCCGUUCCCUAAAUACCACCUCCCGUUUUUUCUUCAUAGGCAGAGAUCUGACCAAGGGUGGGGCAUUGUGGAUCUCUGCUACAGGCCAGUCAGUCGCUUGUAGAAGCAUUCUGCCAUCUUUACCAGAGUCUCCGCCGUGCCUUCCCUUGAUUAAGUCACUCACUGCAAGAAAGCGUAUUUGGGGUGGGGGUGGGGAACGGGAGCGGCAGAACGGGUGGGGGGGGGCUCCCACAGGCAUCUGCCACAUGGCCCUGCCACUUAGGGCACGCUGUCCCCACCCACGCCCCUUCCACUUUGUGCUCAGUCUCUGCACCGCACAUGAAACGCUGUCCCCAAAUCCCCUCUCUGUGCAACAUCCCCCAUCUUGUGUGGGAGGAAGAAGCCUCUGGGAAUCCUGGCCUGGAAAGGAAACCGAUCUUUGGGGGCAAGUGGCCUGAAUAGCGCUGCUGGAAUUCUCCCUCCUCUGGCUGAAGAGGGAGGGGAGGUUGUGAUGGGGUUGACCUGCAACUUGGCUCCACCCGGUUCGUUUUUCCCAAGGAAACUUUGACUCUCUCUGCAAGUUCGAACAGCUUGUUUUGUUCCGAGGAAGGAGAGGGUCUUUUCAACCUCCAGGAAGCCACCCCCACGUGACCCCGACAGCCAUCUCUUGAUGAGAGGAAUAUUUUUUGCAAGCGGAGCUGCUGCUGUUAACCACACCUUGCACUGGGAACAUUCAGGCACCGGGGAGGGCUUCCCUUAGAAAACAGGAAUCUCCAAAGGGCAAGCCCCUGCCUACUCUCUGGGCUCGGUGUGCUUUCUUCUAAAACGGGUGUGUGUGUGUGUUACAUAGUGUGUGUGUGUGUGUGCAUAGAAGUGUUUGAGAAGUGUUGAGAAGUGUUUCGCUGUAGGUGGAGGUCCUCAGGGCAGUGAACCGAAGCCAAGAGCUCAUCUCUGGUCUGGUGGAGGGGAAACUGAGAAGCAUACCUGCUUUUGCAGGGGACCUGUGGUAUUCCCAGGGCUGGAGAAAGCAAGCAGGAGGGCAGCCUCUCCCAUUGUGUUUACAUGUCUUUGGACGAACCUUUAGAUGUGUUGUGAAGUCUCCCUUGUUUAUCCAAAUCAGCCAGUCACUGUAACUAUUAAACCAGUCAAACGCGA